Penicillium soppii is the source of this 684-nucleotide messenger RNA. Its product is annotated as F-box domain protein. The transcript has a single exon. The coding region runs from base 1 to 684 and encodes 227 amino acids. The record is from RefSeq and is a predicted model, not a curated record. Lineage: Eukaryota; Fungi; Ascomycota; Eurotiomycetes; Eurotiales; Aspergillaceae. Gene Ontology annotation, molecular function: protein binding.
AUGUCGCAGCCUUGCACUCUCUGCGAUCUUCCAACUGAAAUUCUCCAUACCAUAGCGAGAUAUCUCGAUGCGUUCAGUCUUGUCUGGCUACAACGUUCAUGUCGAGACUUUCGUAAAUUGAUACCGGCUCCUACUCAUCAAGAGUUGAUGGAAGCGGAAACCACUGAAUUCGGCAUCUUGAACGACUUUUACGCUUGUCAAGACUGUCUUAGGCUACGACCACGGGCAAAAUUCGCCGAUAAUAUGACAAAGCGCAAAUACGCCAAGAGGGAGCCUCGUGCAAACAAUCGGUAUUGCGUGGAUUGUGGCAUCAACCCGCGCCCACAUACCAAUCGAUACACAGCCGGCAACCAUAUUAAAAUUCUAGAUAAAUCAUAUAUCAUCUGCUUGCGGUGUCGAGAGUUUGGAGCGCUGGCUCCAAAGGACUGGAAUCUGUCUGGGCUGUGCGAAAGCUGUGGACGGAAAUUCCGAGAGCGUAUUGAGGCUGAGAGAGAGCGACAGGGAAGGGCCCGGCUUCGAGCUGAACAGGCUGCCCGAAGAGCCAGAAGACGUGAAUUAUAUUAUUCGGCUUCUGGCAGCGAUGAAGUAGUGCCGCCGAGUCCGACGUGGUCGGAUGAGCAGAUGGAUAUGGUUCAAUGCGAAGCUGACACAUACAUGAACAGCCCUGGGCCUGGGUCUGACUGA